AGCUCUUAUAAACGUGCUUCUCCAUAUUCGCACAAGAGGUGAUUGUUCGGCCAUAAUAACAAGACUGAUUUUUUACGCAGAUCUCAAGACUAUGAUGAUGCAUCGAUGGUAUCAAGUGAUGACUGUGGCUGUUCUGGGCAUUUUAUAUCCAGGGAUAUGCAUUGGAUAUUCAUGCGAUCGAGACAUGACCUGUCCCUCAGCUUUAUACAAAGAUGGGUCGAUUGUAAGAAGCUCAAGAAGGAUGUGGAACAAUUCUUAUGAUACAGACAUCGCCAACUAUAUAAUGAAAUGCCACACAGGUAAUGCCUGUUCGAACAACCCCUGUCUAAAUGGAGGCUCUUGCGUGGAAGAUAACUUUGGGUCAUACUACUGUUACUGUGAGCGUGGCUUCGACGGGAAAUCAUGCGACAUACUUCCUCAAGUUCUAACCAGAUCGAAUGGCGGAAAACAAAUUUCGCUCGCCAACGUGUCAGAUCUCUCGUUUACAACUUUAUUUACUACCAACGAUUUAGAAAUUAUAGACUUCGUGUUCGAUGAGACGAACUCCACGAUAUAUUUUGCUCACAGCACUCUCUCAAACUAUUACAGCGCACAUAUAAGGAUGACCACCGGAAUCAAUACUUCAGUUCUUAUUUUCGAAAAUCCAUUAGGGCGGUUGUAUUUGAGGGGAAUCUUUGGCUGA
Molecule: messenger RNA, 682 nt
Organism: Lytechinus variegatus (green sea urchin)
Lineage: Eukaryota; Metazoa; Echinodermata; Echinoidea; Temnopleuroida; Toxopneustidae
Product: neurogenic locus Notch protein-like
Exons: 6
Coding region: 92-682 (196 amino acids)
Source: RefSeq, a predicted model, not a curated record